GAUUGGCUUCUUGUCUGUCAAGUCAAUAGAAACGUCACUUCACUUUGUGUUUUGGUUUGGUUUAGAUUGAGGUUAUUUUAUAUUCCAAUUUAUUACACAAUAUUGUUACUUAUUUUUCUAAAUUACUAUUUUUGAAUCAACAUAAGUUCUCUUAUUGAACAUCUUAACAUAAUGUUACAUGAUCAAGCCAAACUUGAUUGAAGAAAGUGAAAACAUGUUGUUCAGAAAUCAGUAGAUGUCAAAUCCAAUCUGGUUUUACUUAUAGCCUAAUGCUAGUGCGAUAAUGUCAGAGAGUAGUCAAAGUGUGUCUGAUACAACAUCUAGACUGAAGAAGAAAGUUUCCUGUUCAUCUAGCGAUGUACACAGACCUGGAGAGCCUAACGUCAAUGCCCAUGAGAGAUUCAAAAAGUAUUCAUCCUCGUCCGUUCUCCCUCUUCCAAGAGACUACAAUGCUUUGGCGAUUGAGGCGCCGUCUACUUUGAAUCAAGUCAACAUACCCAUAGUUGGCUAUGAGGUGAUGGAAGAGAGAGCCAGGUUCACUGUAUAUAAACUGAGGAUCGAAGAUAAAGUCUUUGGAGAUUGCUGGUUUGUUUUCAGAAGAUACACAGAUUUUGUGAGACUCUGCUCAAAAUUAAAGGACGAGUACCCCAAGUUGAACCUAUCUUUACCGAAGAAAAGAUGGUUCGGCAAUAAUUUCGAUGCAAGGUUCAUAGAGGAAAGAAUAGCAGGACUGCAAACAUUCAUAGACGCCAUCACUGCUGAUGAAAAGCUGCUUGUCUGCUCGUCUGUGAGAGAAUUCUUCUGUCUGGAUGAUCCUCCCUCUUGCACCGAAUCUAAUGAUGAGUCUCGGGCAACAUUUGAAGCAUUGGAAGAAACAGUUUAUCAUUUGAGACGGAUGCUAAUUGAGAAGGAGGAAGAAGUUGAGAUUCAAAAGUCGGUCGUUAAAUCCUUGCAAACGAAAUCAUUAGAAUGGGCAUUGAGUGUAUGUGAUAAAACCAAAGAUUGCGCAGAGUGCAAUGCCAAAGUCUUCAAAUCAUUGGCGGAGUUACAGCAAACAAUUACUGCUUCAAACUACGUCAGCUCAUCAGAAAAGCCUUCAUCUAGCCUUAGCUCUUGACUUUUAAUAGUUUAUAUUGUAUAUUCUAUCAAGCACUGAUUUCACUGAUGAUUAUACUAUUUCAUGAUCAGUUUUUGUGUAGCUGUAGGAAUCUAAGAUAGAUCUUAAUAUUUUAGACUCUUGGAUUGGCCUUCCUAGUAUUUAAGUAAGUUGUAUGUCAGUAAAAUUAAUAAUUGUGCUUUAUGAUACUAAUGUAUGAAUUCAUAUUUCAUUUGUGUUGUCAUCUUCGCUUAGUGAGAAAGGUAAUUUUUAAACUUAACUUUUAAAUUGUUUUCGAAUGAGUACUCAAUCCAUUAAUGUAUUCUCGUUUUAAUGCUAUAUGUUAUCCUUUGGGCUUCUUUACCAACAAGAGCCAUACUGUUGGUAGAGAUAACCUCAGUUUAGAAAGAGUAUCUAGAUUGAUUUUUUUUAACUACUCGUACAUAAGUACUGUAGAAAAGGAAGCUUAACUUCUCUGAAUGGUUUCAUGUGUUUAGGGUGCUUUACUCGAAUUUGCCUAACACCAAAGCGUACUUCAUGUUAAAAAUCUAGAGAACUAGAAAGUUUUGAAAAUAAUUGGUGAAAUAUAAUCAUGUUCAAUAGUUUCGGUGAUACAUAGUCUUUUUAACAAAAUAGUUCGGACUCACUGAUACUUUUUUGUUAUCUUACCUCGUUAAGUCGUCGGUCCCGACUGCCUGAAAAACAGUAGUUAAGUCAUUUUAGAGGCCCUGAAAAGAGGUGCGACCUGAAAACUCUGACACCAGACCUGAACCAGCCAGGUCACUUGGCAUUAUUACUUAUCUUUAAAACAGAUCUUUGUAAUGAAUUUACUAGUUGAGAAUGUGAGUGGUCCGUCCACCAAUAGCAGCCACAGUUGUCUGAUAACCGAAAUUUAUAAAUUAUAUGUACGAAAUACAAAAAAAAAACUUCACAAAAAUGCAAUAUUCUUAUUGUAUUAGUAUGAAUAAACUAAGGGAAGCUUUUGCAAUCAAAACGUUUUGCAAUCCAGUUUACCGGAGUGGAACUGUAAACCUUCAUGUCAGAAAAAAUUGGAUACAGUACUCCAAAGUAUCACUGUAAUGAAUGUGAGAUCUUAGUUAAAAAACUCGGCCAAUUUUCCAUUCGAAACUAUUUAUAAAGCGCCUUAUUAUUUAUGGCAGAUUACUCAAAUAAGUGGUAAUAGUGCAUAACACUGAACCAAAAACUGAUUCUUCUUUCGAUGAACCCAUUCGCUGGCAUCUAAAGUUUUGAAUUAAACCUUUGUACAUAAUAGAAUUAGUAUGAUUUUUAUGUAGAUUUACAGAGGCAAUAAAUAUUUUUCUAUGAAA
Messenger RNA from Nilaparvata lugens (brown planthopper), 2424 nucleotides. RefSeq names its product sorting nexin-16 (gene Snx16). Bases 284 to 1117 code for a protein of 277 amino acids. Gene Ontology annotation, biological process: endosome to lysosome transport; early endosome to late endosome transport; protein targeting to lysosome. Gene Ontology annotation, cellular component: late endosome; extrinsic component of endosome membrane; early endosome. NCBI's taxonomy places the organism in Eukaryota, Metazoa, Arthropoda, Insecta, Hemiptera, Delphacidae. The record is from RefSeq and is a predicted model, not a curated record. Gene Ontology annotation, molecular function: phosphatidylinositol binding. The transcript is spliced from 7 exons.